AUGAUGACAGGGGAGAAGAUUAAAGAGAAGAGAUAUUUCAAAUUGAUCUAAAAAUUAUUCAAUGUAUUAAAAAGAAAAGCAGCUUACAAAAAAUUCUAAAAAUAGAAUUCUGAUUUAAUUAUUUCAUAAUACAAUAGAAGGAUUAUCAAUUAAUCUUUAAAGAUUUGGCUGAGUAAAUUGUUAAAAUAAAAAAUUCUCCUUGAUUAAGAAUAAAGUUGCUGCAUUUCUUAAUUGAUAGUCAUAGAUCAAUAGCAAUCAGUUGAGGUUAUUGAACUAAGUCAAAAUUAUCAAAAUAAACUAGAAUAGCUAAAAUUAUACGAAGAAGAAGUCAAUAACUAUUAAAUGAUACAAGCAAAUUAAAAUUAAAUUUAAAAGGAAUUACAAAUGCAAUAGUAUAUAUUUAUCUUAUAUUUGUGA
Messenger RNA from Paramecium tetraurelia, 417 nucleotides. RefSeq lists its product as uncharacterized. The record is from RefSeq and is a predicted model, not a curated record. The transcript is spliced from 2 exons. NCBI's taxonomy places the organism in Eukaryota, Ciliophora, Oligohymenophorea, Peniculida, Parameciidae.